Suillus discolor is the source of this 1365-nucleotide messenger RNA. RefSeq lists its product as uncharacterized. NCBI's taxonomy places the organism in Eukaryota, Fungi, Basidiomycota, Agaricomycetes, Boletales, Suillaceae. The record is from RefSeq and is a predicted model, not a curated record. Gene Ontology annotation, molecular function: protein binding. The transcript is spliced from 3 exons. The coding region runs from base 1 to 1365 and encodes 454 amino acids.
AUGGAGCCCCAAACAGGAUUCCUGUCUCUUGCUGAAGAACUCCUGUGUUACAUUCUGAGCUUCCUUCCUUACCGAGAUAUUCUUCGGUGUACAUCUAUAUGUAGAACCCUUCGCCAGACGUACUUGUCCUUCUCCGAACUUCAAUACAUCGUUGAAACAAGUGGACAACAGUUGCUCGUUAUCCCCAACACAGACGAUAGCAUACCUAUUUCUGAGCGUCUGCAGCGUUUGAGAGACGAAGCUCACGCAUGGUUCAAAGUUGACACCCACCCUUUCCUUAAACUUGUCCCCAUAACAUGGGCACCGCUAUCGCGAGAAAACAUUGUUGCUGGUGGGCAUUUCUGCUCGUGGGACCCAAUAGGAGAUACGGCCAUGAUCCUUCCAGUACAUCCAAAGCCCUCACAGCAGUCAAUCCGGCGAAACUGGCUCCCAGGAACGUUGUGUUCGGUUCCACACUUACGCAACCUUGACGUAUUUAUGGACCCAGCACAAAACCUAAUCGCUGUCGCUUAUGCCGCUGAUCACAGGACAGUCUACAUUAACCUUGGAGCCCUGGAUGGUGAUGGUGUUCACCCUCAGGCUGCUGGAGAGAGACUGGUUCUGUCGGACAACUCGCGCUCUGCAACGGGAAAUGCAAAGCUCAAAGGUUUUGGGAGGCAUAUCGCAUUGUCGCGUCUCUCGAACGAUGAAAAUCAGAAUUCGGUGUGGCAGCUGCAGAUUUGGGACUGGAAAUACUCGACAACAUCCAGUGUGAGCUUUGGUUUGAAAGAGUUGAAAGAGUUGAUGGUUGAUUCUGAAUUUAGAGCAUCCUCAGCGGUGCAGUACCCGACGGAUCCGGCCCAGUUGAAUUUUGUUUCCUCGGGAACAAUCGAUUGCUGGAUUUUCUUCGACCUCGACGAAAUGGCAGCAGCAAUGCCGAUACCAUGGGAACAUUGGGGCCCCUCAAAUACUCGUAUCUUUCAGCGACCAUCUCGUUCCACAAUCCACGGAAACCGAGUCUUGCAGAGACUCUAUGUCGGCACGGGCAGCUCGCAGUUUAUAUUACAACUAUUGGACUUUAGCCCGCUAGCUGUGACAAACGGGCGGGGUCUAGGACGAGUGGUGAAAGAGCCGUCCACGACAUAUGCCAUUGUCGAUAGAUUUGGCACACGUGGAGAGAGCUUGACAACUUCCCUGCCUUACGUUCAAGUCGUAUUUUCGGACAGAAAGUUCGAUCGUGUUCAUUCACAGUUGAGGGAGAUGUGGAUCGACAAGGAUAGGAUUUAUAUGCUCUCCAAAUCACUGAGAUAUCCUAGGGACAGACUUGAGGUCAUUGACGUCAAGCCUGACUUACGGAGCGCUGUGGUAUCAACUGUUGAUGAUUAG